AUGUAUCAUCUGAUAUUGAACAAGACUUUAGAUGAGAAUUUGCUAUGUGAAAAAUCAGGAUUCGGAGAAGGAACGCCAAAAUGCUAUAUAAGAUUGGCCAAAAGAAGCUUAGAAUCGGAUCCAAAUAGACGAUCAAUGGCAAAAUUUUCUGUCAGAGUUGGAUAUUGGCUUGAUGAGAUGAAACAAAAUGAUGAAAAUAAAUCAAGAAGCA
This is a messenger RNA of Dentiscutata erythropus, 211 nucleotides long. Lineage: Eukaryota; Fungi; Glomeromycota; Glomeromycetes; Diversisporales; Gigasporaceae. The record is from the annotation of a GenBank genome assembly.